CACCCGUGUGAGAAAAUUGCCUGCGACGAACUUUUUCCUGGUAUGGGAUGAGAAGAAAGCGGGAAAGCGUUGAGCCCAAACACUGUGUUUAUUUUUAAUACGGACUGUCCGAACACUAGCGCGCUGGAGGUGGGGGAGGAGAAAACGGGAUAAAGAAACAGCGAAACACGUUCCCACAGUGAAACCGAAGGGGAGGAGAGGAGGAACGGGCGGGACAACGCCUGCGCACAACAGGCGUCGCCUGGCGAGGACUCUGCGUGCACGCAUGCGCCCUGAGAGUGGCGGCUUCGUCCGGUCCGGCGCCUGGAGAAGGGAGGAGGCUGAGGCGCGGCCUGGUGUGGAGCGCUGAGGCGUUUCGUGUUUCUGCCCUGUGCCCUGUCCUGUCAGCCUGGGCUCCGAGGGCAUCAUGAGUAUUGGCGGCUCGGACCGGAAUGAGGAAUUUUACCAGCAGCUGCGGCUGCAGGAGCUCUACAGCAAGAAGGAAGACGAAGGCGGCGAAGAACCUUUCACGUACACGGACUCGGCCGACGGGACGCAGUACGAGUGGGACCGCGACAAGAAGGCCUGGUUCCCGAAGGUCACUGAAGAUUUCCUGGCAACAUACCAUGCUAAUUAUGGCUUUCCCACUGAAAGUUCAGAGAAUUCAUCCACAUCUAAUGCAAAAACUGGAUCUAAAUCUUCUAUGGAUUCAAAGGCAACCAAGAUCCAACAACCAACUGAGCCAAAAGCAUCACAGCCAACAGAUCCUAAACAAAAAGGAGAGAAAAGAAAACCUGAACCAGGAUGGUUUCAUGUUGAAGAACAGAGAAACACAAAUGUAUAUGUGACAGGUUUACCACCAGACAUUACGAAAGAUGAGUUUGUACAGGUUAUGUCAAAGUGUGGUAUUGUUAUGCGUGAUCCUCAAACAGAGGAGCCUAAAAUUAAACUCUACAAAGACAAAGAAGGCAAUCUUAAAGGAGACGGGCUCUGUUGUUACUUAAAGAGAGAAUCUGUUGAACUUGCAUUAAAACUAUUAGAUGAAAAUGAAAUUAGAGGCUACAAAUUGCAUGUGGAAGUUGCACAGUUUCAACUGAAGGGGGAGUAUGAUGCCACCAAGAAGAAGAAAAAAUGCAAAGACUACAAGAAGAAGAUGUCUCAACAACAAAAACUGCUGGAUUGGAGGCCAGAGAAGAAAGACGGGACACUUCGACUGCGGCAUGAGCGUGUUAUCAUUAUCAGGAACAUGUUCCACCCAAAAGAUUUUGAGGAGGAUCCUUUAGUGCUAAAUGAGAUCAGAGAAGAUCUUCGGACAGAAUGUGAAAAGUUUGGACAAGUGAAGAAAGUCAUUAUAUUUGAUAGGCAUCCAGAUGGUGUUGCUUCUGUGUCGUUUAAAGAGGCAGAAGAGGCAGAUGUCUGCAAACAGGCACUCAACGGGCGAUGGUUUGGUGGACGUCAGCUCUCUGUGGAAACGUGGGAUGGUGUAACAGAUUAUCAGGUUGAAGAGACUUCCAGAGAAAGGGAAGAGCGAUUGAAGGGUUGGCAAGAGUUUUUAGGUGACCCCAAUAAAGAAAUGCCAAAAACCGCAUCGGAUGCAGAUUCUUCGGAAACUAGUGUCCAGCUCCCUGAAGGAGAUCAGCCAUCUAAAGAUAAUGGUGCAUCUGAGGGUGGUCCAAAGGAUGAAGCUGCUGAGGGAGAAGAUUAUGGCAAAGGUUCCAAUGAAGAUGUCACAGCAUCCACAGACAGCAGCGUGGCAGGCAGUGACGAGGAAGUGGAGACAUAACAUCAUUAGCUCAUUUGUGAAAGCAUGUAUUUAGAGUAACCUUUAGACCUCUGUUAUCCUGUACUUUGGAGCAACUGCAGGCAGCAUUCAAAUGAAUAUAUAUGCAUUACCUUAUUAAGAUGUCAUCAAUGUGCUUUUGAGAUAUUUCAUUAAAAGCAGCAUUUAAUGAUGAUCUUGAAGAAAAAAAUUCAUAUCUGCUGCUGUUCAAGCUGUGUGUGUGUGUGUCAAUAAGUAGCCAAGAGGCCUGCUGAACUGACCAGUUGUCUUACAUUGUAUCUUUGCUUGUCACUGUUCAAAGUCCAUCAGUGUAAGUAGGUACAAAUUUGCAGUUCUCAUUAACUGCACACCAAACUUUAGAAAUACACAGGUAUGAAUGCUUUUCAAUUUUUGCUGUUAAUUUACUCCCUGCCCCACUCCUUGGAUAUGUCAGUAUUUCCUUGGAUGACUGGUUUUCCUAAUACUACUCAUUUUAAAAUAACAGAUUUGAGGAUACAAUGUCAGCACCCUGAAUGCAUAGCUGAGUGGAAAAAAUAAUUAGCGCACUGCAAUUAAGAAAGUUUAAUGUUCUGAAAGGGCCAUCCAGGUAUGCAAAGUUCUUCAUGGCUCAAAUUCCUCAUUCAUUUCUGAGUUUAUCCUGAUGGAGGUUAGAUAACAAAUUGGAAAAAUGUGUAAAUAAUCUUUGUUUUUAAUCUCUAAUCUUUGUUUUUAAGUUUUUGUUGUUUAAUUCAUAUUGGAAACAUGAUGAAAGCUUGUGUGUUGGAAGUGUGAUUUUUUCAUAUUGUGUUCAGAUGUAUUUUGGUUUCUGCUAUUUGUCAAAGGUAAUGAGCAUAUGGAGCCUAUUCUUUUUAUAUAUUUGGCUUGACUACAGGAGACUCUACAAAUAAAAUUGUUUUGAGAUUCACUCUCAAAAUUGUUGCUCAGAUUUCUAAAGAAAGGGAGAUGUGUGUUUUCAGAUAUUAAUCAUUCAGGACAAGCAAACAUUUCUGUUUUAGUUUUAAAUGCACGACUUUCCAAAUGUUGUAUAUGAAAUUAUUUUCCAAUAUCCUUAACUAGCCGUCUCACUCAAACGCACUAGAAACAACAAAACUUUUACUGUUUUGAAGCUCAGUUCAAACACAAACCAUGAACUCGUAUGAUGAGAAUGAGCAGCGUAAGCCUCUUCCCCUUUGUGUUUAGCAUACUUGUUUUGUAUUUGGAAACAUAGGAUUAUGCUUUUAAAAAUUAAAAAGAUAGAUUAAAUUUACAUCACGUUUGAACUGUUUGGUUUCAUGAACUUGCUGCCAACAGAGGAAAACUUUUCCAUCUGAAAACUGGGAAUUUGAGCAAACACUGAACAAUCUAGUGUUGUUGGAGUUAUUUUGAGAUAAUAUUUGUUCACCCAGACAAGCUAAUUGCAGUUACUAAAGGGCUUCCUCCACACACAGCAGUGAAAGACGUGGCAUAAAUUGAAUGUAAAGGCCUGUACAGGAUAGUCUUGUGCUAUUUUGUGUCCUUGGAAAUUGUGGAUGAGAUAAAGACAGAUGAGAUCAUUCAGAUGGGAAUAUUUUUUGUGCAAGUUUAGCUGCACUAGAUUUUAUUAACUGGUGUGAUAGUUAAUUUUGAAUAAAAUAUUUCUGGAAUUUAAA
Molecule: messenger RNA, 3387 nt
Organism: Rhineura floridana
Lineage: Eukaryota; Metazoa; Chordata; Lepidosauria; Squamata; Rhineuridae
Gene: HTATSF1
Product: HIV-1 Tat specific factor 1
Exons: 9
Coding region: 407-1762 (451 amino acids)
Biological process (GO): mRNA splicing, via spliceosome
Cellular component (GO): U2 snRNP; U2-type spliceosomal complex
Molecular function (GO): RNA binding
Source: RefSeq, a predicted model, not a curated record